Arvicanthis niloticus (Nile rat) is the source of this 1795-nucleotide messenger RNA. Lineage: Eukaryota; Metazoa; Chordata; Mammalia; Rodentia; Muridae. The record is from RefSeq and is a predicted model, not a curated record.
CCAUCCCCGCAGUCUCCUGGCCCCCAUUCUCUCGCACCCAAGUAGGAGGGCGGCAGCUGCCCGCUCCCUCCUCCCACACCCCCGCUACCUGCCCAGUCCCCCGAAGCGAAGCGUGAGGAGGCUGCGAGCCAGUCGGGCGAGCCCACAACUUUGCAGCCUCGGGGAAGACCAGGGUUGGCGUCCGGGGCUCCUCCUGUCGCGACUGGAGCUCGGAAUGUAAUCGAGGAUGCUGGCCUUGCGGCUGCUCAACGUGGUGGCCCCCGCCUACUUUCUUUGCAUUUCCCUGGUGACCUUCGUACUGCAGCUCUUCCUCUUCCUGCCCAGCAUGCGUGAGGACCCUACAGCCACCCAGCUCUUCUCACCUGCCGUACUUCACGGGGCGCUCUUCCUGUUCCUCUCAGCCAAUGCCUUGGGCAAUUACGUCCUGGUCAUCCAGAACUCCCCAGACGACCUGGGUGCCUGCCAGGGAACCUCGUCCCAGAGACCUCAGUGCCCACCACCCAGCACCCACUUCUGCCGAGUGUGCUCCCGAGUCACGUUGAGGCAUGACCAUCACUGUUUCUUCACCGGCAACUGCAUCGGCAGCCGGAACAUGCGCAACUUCAUCCUGUUCUGCCUCUACACCUCAUUGGCCUGCCUUUACUCCAUGGUGGCCGGAGUGGCCUACAUCUCAGCUGUCCUUUCCAUCUCCUUCGCCCACCCCCUGGCCUUCCUCACGCUCCUGCCCACUUCAAUCAGCCAAUUCUUCUCCGGAGCUGUCCUCGGUUCUGACAUGUUCGUCAUCCUCAUGCUCUACCUCUGGUUUGCUGUCGGCCUGGCCUGCGCCGGUUUCUGCUGCCACCAACUGCUGUUGAUCCUCCGGGGGCAAACCCGCUACCAGGUUCGAAAGGGCGUGGCUGUGAGAUCCCGGCCCUGGCGCAAGAACUUACAAGAGGUCUUCGGGAAAAGGUGGCUGCUUGGCUUGCUGGUCCCCAUGUUCAAUGUCGGCGCAGAGAGCUCGAAGCAGCAGGACAAAUAGCUGGCAAGCACUCCUGCCAUUUCUCUCAGUUUCUCCUGAACGCGCUGAGACUGAAGCCGAUGUUCUGCAAUGUCCAGUGGGUGGCCACAGUAACCCCAGCCACUGCCCAAGAAGAGUGUGAAUUGCUGGAGUGAAAGGAUAUUACUCAGGCUCGGCUUUGGCGCCCUCCAGAGGGCUAAUGUAGUAAUGGCUUUCCUGCUCACAGGUCCUACUUCAGCAGGUAUUCUUUCGGGCCCUCCCUCCCCCCCCCCCCACCCGUUUGCUCAUACUCUAUCCUUUCAUCCUAGCUAUCUGUAUCAAGCACUGGCAAUCCAGAUGCCCACCAUCGGGGGUGGGGGAGGGGAGAUGACUCCUGCCAUUGCACUCUGUUUUCCUGGCAGUCAUUGCAGGUGGCCCCCUGUAGAAGAAUGUUGUGGUAGGGCUGAAGGGGAGCCCAGGCUUCCUCAGUGGAAGAGCCACUCGAGGUAUCUCCACUCACAGUUCUGGGCACUCCUUUAGCAACAUGAAGAAACAAGGGAGGGGAGAUGUCCGGACAGUUCAGGCCUUAGAGCUCUCUUGACCAUAGAAUCCAAACUUGAAAGCCAGCCCUACGUUGUCCAGGCUCAGUACUACGGAGCCUGACAUCCCAGGGGGAAAAGGGAAUACUUCCGGUGGCCAGCCCUUUAAACGCUGGUCAGGGAUGGAGAGGCUGUGGGGAGACUGCCAGGUGUGGUACUUGAGUAGCAUUUGAACACAUGGCCUCUGUUGUUAAUGAAGAAUAUUAAUAAAAUAUGUGGU